UCUCCCUCUUUAUCAUUUUUAUUUUAUUUGUUUUUUCAUUUUCGAAUCUUUUCUCUCUCUCUCUCAAACGAGAUUCUUGAUAGAACCAGGGAGAAUCAGCCAUGGCUUCACCAAGCAAACGCCGAGAGAUGGAUAUGAUGAAAUUGAUGAUGAGUGAUUACAAGGUGGAUACAAUCAACGACGAUUUGCAGAUGUUCUAUGUCACAUUCCAUGGUCCCACUGAUAGUCUUUAUCAGGGAGGUGUUUGGAAGAUCAAAGUCGAACUUCCUGAAGCUUAUCCUUACAAAUCCCCAUCUGUUGGAUUUGUUAACAAGAUUUAUCACCCUAAUGUCGAUGAAUCUUCCGGGGCAGUUUGCUUAGAUGUAAUCAACCAGACAUGGAGCCCAAUGUUUGAUCUCAUUAAUGUUUUCGAGUCCUUCCUUCCCCAACUGCUUCUAUAUCCAAACCCAUCAGAUCCUUUUAAUGGAGAAGCUGCUUCUCUCUUGAUGCGAGACCGCGCUGCCUAUGAGCUCAAAGUUAAAGAAUACUGUGACAAGUACGCACAACCAGAGAAGGAGAAUUCAAGUGAUGAUGAUGAUGAUGAUAGCAUGAGCGAAAAUGGUUCCGACUCUGAUGACGAUGCCAACGAAAUAGUUGGAAAAGCUGAUCCAUGAUUGUUUGUUUACUCAAUUCAAUCUUUCUCUGCACUUUUCAUUAUUAUUAGUCUUUCUUCGUCUCUAAACCAGUAUAAUGCCAUUACCAAAGAGGAGAGAAACUUUCCUCUGUAAAUUUGUAAAGACUUUAUAUAUAUUAUUCUUUAGGAACAUUGAAAUUUCAUUUUUAAAGCAGUACAUAACAUGUAACAAUUUGCAAUAUCUCGUCAUUCGUCAAUAAAACAUUCUCAUUUUGUUUGCA
Molecule: messenger RNA, 894 nt
Organism: Camelina sativa (false flax)
Lineage: Eukaryota; Viridiplantae; Streptophyta; Magnoliopsida; Brassicales; Brassicaceae
Product: ubiquitin-conjugating enzyme E2 6
Source: RefSeq, a predicted model, not a curated record